CUUGACACUCACAUUUCACAGUUCUGUUCGAGUUCGUUUUUUAUACCUAAUUGAUUCGUUUUUUUCAUUUUAAGUGGAUACUUAAUUAAUUUUUACAAAAACAUAAUGGUGGUUGCUAAAAAAUGGGUUUUGGUAAAACGUAGCGAGGGUUACCCUAAGGAAACCGAUAUCGUCUUACAAGAGGAGACCUUACCCGAACUAAAGGUUGACGAAUUCCUUGUAGAGGCGGUCUACCUCAGUGUAGACCCAUACAUGAGGGCCAUGAUGCCAAGGAGUGAGGUAAAUACCACCAUGAUCGGAUCCCAGGUGGGCAAGAUCAUUGAGAGCAAAAACCCAAAAUACCCAGUUGGAAAAUACGUGAUCGGACAAUACGGUUGGAGAACUCACACGAUCGUGAGCGGAAACGAAUUUACGAGAAUUUUACCGGAUUUGGGUGGAUUACCUUCGUCUUUGGCCCUAGGGAUCUUGGGUAUGCCGGGGAAUACCGCUUACUUUGGCUUUUUGGAGUUGUGCAAGCCGAAAGCUGGUGAAACUGUGGUGGUGAGCGCAGCUGGCGGGGCAGUGGGAAGUAUCGUUGGUCAAAUUGCUAAAAUUAAAGGUUGCACCGUGGUCGGUAUCGCUGGUUCAGACCAAAAAGGCAAAUGGCUGACCGAUGAACUCGGUUUUGAUAGUUUUAUCAACUAUAAAACCGAUAAUGUGGAGGAAGCUUUGAAGAAGGCCGCCCCCAAGGGCGUGGACUGCUAUUUCGAUAACGUGGGGGGAGAAAUCAGCACAAUCGUAAUGAACCAAAUGAACGAGUUUGGUAGAGUAGCGAUAUGUGGUGCCGUCUCUUAUUACAACGAAAAAGAAAUACCUAAAGUUCCCGCACCCCAAUUCGCCAUCGUAUCGAAACAAUUGAGGGUGGAGGGAUUCAUAGCGAUCCGAUGGACAGGGAGAUGGAUGGAAGGGUUGAAACAAAACACCGAAUGGAUCAAACAAGGAAAACUGAAGUACCAUGAAACGGUCACCGAUGGUUUCGAGAAUAUGUUUAAGGCAUUUGUGGAUAUGCUCAAGGGUGGAAAUAUGGGAAAAGCGCUGGUUAAGGCUUAAGUUUAUUGUCACUUUUCUUUUAAUAUAAGGAUGUUUGCACCAAAAAUAAAGAGUCAUUUGUU
This is a messenger RNA of Anthonomus grandis grandis, 1151 nucleotides long. RefSeq names its product prostaglandin reductase 1-like. Gene Ontology annotation, cellular component: cytoplasm. Gene Ontology annotation, biological process: prostaglandin metabolic process. Lineage: Eukaryota; Metazoa; Arthropoda; Insecta; Coleoptera; Curculionidae. The record is from RefSeq and is a predicted model, not a curated record. The coding region runs from base 106 to 1089 and encodes 327 amino acids. Gene Ontology annotation, molecular function: 15-oxoprostaglandin 13-reductase [NAD(P)+] activity; 2-alkenal reductase [NAD(P)H] activity. The transcript is spliced from 7 exons.